Messenger RNA from Paramecium tetraurelia, 756 nucleotides. RefSeq lists its product as uncharacterized. NCBI's taxonomy places the organism in Eukaryota, Ciliophora, Oligohymenophorea, Peniculida, Parameciidae. The transcript is spliced from 3 exons. The record is from RefSeq and is a predicted model, not a curated record.
AUGAGUUAAAUCGAGAUGCAAUAGUUUGAUCAAGACAGAGUACCUGAUGAUGAGAGGGAGGAUGAUUUUAAAAAUCUGAUAGCAAUAUUGGCUGGGAAAAUUAGACUCAAAACAAUAGAACCUGGGAUUUUGGGUAGAUUGGAUCAUUUAGAAAAUUAUUACGAUCUUUUGCCUUUCAACGUCAGAGGAUUUAGGUUGAUUAACAGAGCAAGUUUGCUUGAUGGUGAUUUCGCAAAGAGAUACAUAAUCAAAUAAAUAAUUGAUUUGAAUUUAGAUCUUGAAAAUGAUUUUAGAAAGCAUUAUUUGAUAGAUACAGCUGUAAACAUGAUAGAAGGAGUGCCAACUUGGUCAUUCUUUGUUAGUUUAAUUUUGCUAACAUUGUUUUUGUUAUAGGUUUGUUUGGAUUCGAUGUUAUAUAACCUCUUGGUUUUGAAGCAUGAUUCUGUGUAGACUGAAUACGAUAAUACUACAGGACCUACUGCUAAUGAUGAAUAAACUUUGCAUGAUUUGAAGGAAGAAUUAAUUGCCAUUUGGUUCUUGUACAUACUGCUCCCUUUUAGAUUGGGAUUGUGGUUGAUAGAUUUGAUCAUUCGUUACACAGGUCUCAGAUACUUCCGAAAAGAAUACACAACCUUGGCAAUGUUUUUUGAUUUUCUAUUGGGAUUGGUGACUAUAAUAAUAGUUGGUUUCUCAACGAGACUGGAUUACAGUUUGAGAUCAGACACUGCUUAAACUCAAAUCGAAUUAGUAAUUUGA